Pan troglodytes (chimpanzee) is the source of this 3387-nucleotide messenger RNA. RefSeq names its product leucine rich repeat transmembrane neuronal 1 (gene LRRTM1). The transcript has 3 exons. Bases 668 to 2236 code for a protein of 522 amino acids. The record is from RefSeq and is a predicted model, not a curated record. Gene Ontology annotation, cellular component: extracellular matrix. Gene Ontology annotation, molecular function: protein binding. Lineage: Eukaryota; Metazoa; Chordata; Mammalia; Primates; Hominidae.
GACACUCAGUGAGCAGUAGGUGCCUGUGCAAGCUCGCGCCGCACACUGCCUGGUGGAGGGAAGGAGCCCGGGCGCCGGUCGCCGCUCCCCGCGCCGCCGCCCGCACCUCCCCACCGCCCGCCGCCCGCCGCCCGCCGCCCGCCGCCCGCAAAGCAUGAGUGAGCCCGCUCUCUGCAGCUGCCCGGGGCGCGAAUGGCAGGCUGUCUCCGCGGAGUAAAAGGUGGCGCCGGUCAGUGGUCGUUUCCAAUGACGGACAUUAACCAGACUGUCAAAUCCUGGGGAGUCGCGAGCCCCGAGUUUGGAGUUUUUUCCCCCCACAACGUCACAGUCCGAACUGCAGAGGGAAAGGAAGGCGGCAGGAAGGCGAAGCUCGGGCUCCGGCACGUAGUUGGGAAACUUGCGGGUCCUAGAAGUCGCCUCCCCGCCUUGCCGGCCGCCCUUGCAGCCCCGAGCCGAGCAGCAAAGUGAGACAUUGUGCGCCUGCCAGAUCCGCCGGCCGCGGACCGGGGCUGCCUCGGAAACACAGAGGGGUCUUCUCUCGCCCUGCAUAUAAUUAGCCUGCACACAAAGGGAGCAGCUGAAUGGAGGUUGUCACUCUCUGGAAAAGGAUUUCUGACCGAGCGCUUCCAAUGGACAUUCUCCAGUCUCUCUGGAAAGAUUCUCGCUAAUGGAUUUCCUGCUGCUCGGUCUCUGUCUAUACUGGCUGCUGAGGAGGCCCUCGGGGGUGGUCUUGUGUCUGCUGGGGGCCUGCUUUCAGAUGCUGCCCGCCGCCCCCAGCGGGUGCCCGCAGCUGUGCCGGUGCGAGGGGCGGCUGCUGUACUGCGAGGCGCUCAACCUCACCGAGGCGCCCCACAACCUGUCCGGCCUGCUGGGCUUGUCCCUGCGCUACAACAGCCUCUCGGAGCUGCGCGCCGGCCAGUUCACGGGGUUAAUGCAGCUCACGUGGCUCUAUCUGGAUCACAAUCACAUCUGCUCCGUGCAGGGGGACGCCUUUCAGAAACUGCGCCGAGUUAAGGAACUCACGCUGAGUUCCAACCAGAUCACCCAACUGCCCAACACCACCUUCCGGCCCAUGCCCAACCUGCGCAGCGUGGACCUCUCGUACAACAAGCUGCAGGCGCUCGCGCCCGACCUCUUCCACGGGCUGCGGAAGCUCACCACGCUGCAUAUGCGGGCCAACGCCAUCCAGUUUGUGCCCGUGCGCAUCUUCCAGGACUGCCGCAGCCUCAAGUUUCUCGACAUCGGAUACAAUCAGCUCAAGAGUCUGGCGCGCAACUCUUUCGCCGGCUUGUUUAAGCUCACCGAGCUGCACCUCGAGCACAACGACUUGGUCAAGGUGAACUUCGCCCACUUCCCGCGCCUCAUCUCCCUGCACUCGCUCUGCCUGCGGAGGAACAAGGUGGCCAUUGUGGUCAGCUCGCUGGACUGGGUUUGGAACCUGGAGAAAAUGGACUUGUCGGGCAACGAGAUCGAGUACAUGGAGCCCCAUGUGUUCGAGACCGUGCCGCACCUGCAGUCCCUGCAGCUGGACUCCAACCGCCUCACCUACAUCGAGCCCCGGAUCCUCAACUCUUGGAAGUCCCUGACAAGCAUCACCCUGGCCGGGAACCUGUGGGACUGCGGGCGCAACGUGUGUGCCCUAGCCUCGUGGCUCAGCAACUUCCAGGGGCGCUACGAUGGCAACUUGCAGUGCGCCAGCCCGGAGUACGCACAGGGCGAGGACGUCCUGGACGCCGUGUACGCCUUCCACCUGUGCGAGGAUGGGGCCGAGCCCACCAGCGGCCACCUGCUCUCGGCCGUCACCAACCGCAGUGAUCUGGGGCCCCCUGCCAGCUCGGCCACCACGCUCGCGGACGGCGGGGAGGGGCAGCACGACGGCACAUUCGAGCCUGCCACCGUGGCUCUCCCAGGCGGCGAGCACGCCGAGAACGCCGUGCAGAUCCACAAGGUGGUCACGGGCACCAUGGCCCUCAUCUUCUCCUUCCUCAUCGUGGUCCUGGUGCUCUACGUGUCCUGGAAGUGUUUCCCAGCCAGCCUCAGGCAGCUCAGACAGUGCUUUGUCACGCAGCGCAGGAAGCAAAAGCAGAAACAGACCAUGCAUCAGAUGGCUGCCAUGUCUGCCCAGGAAUACUACGUUGAUUACAAACCGAACCACAUUGAGGGAGCCCUGGUGAUCAUCAACGAGUAUGGCUCGUGUACCUGCCACCAGCAGCCCGCGAGGGAAUGCGAGGUGUGAUUGUCCCAGUGGCUCUCAACCCAUGCGCUACCAAAUACGCCUGGGCAGCCGGGACGGGCCGGCGGGCACCAGGCUGGGGUCUCCUUGUCUGUGCUCUGAUAUGCUCCUUGACUGAAACUUUAAGGGGAUCUCUCCCAGAGACUUGACAUUUUAGCUUUAUUGUGUCUUAAAAACAAAAGCGAAUUAAAACACAACAAAAAACCCCACCCCACAACCUUCAGGACAGUCUAUCUUAAAUUUCAUAUGAGAACUCCUUCCUCCCUUUGAAGAUCUGUCCAUAUUCAGGAAUCUGAGAGUGUAAAAAAGUUCUGUCAACAGAUUCAGUCCCCAGUCCUCCUUCUCUGAGCAGACUUCUCAUCUGCAGCAUAUACCUGCUAGAUCUUCUAAGAGCUGAAAUGGAGACUUCUGGAAGAAGGCGGGAAAGAAAUCCAUCUCGGCUUAAUUAACCAUUUAUCGCAUCAUAUUACUCCCAUCUUAAAAGUGCACGUGUUGUUUUUCUGAACCCUCACACAAAGGCUACUACUGUGGUCCCAUAUCUGUCGGCCCAUGAGAAACAGUGUUCUUGGACCUCACAGCCAAGCAGCAUUGAACUGCAGCAAAAUCCAGCAACACAUUCAGCAGCGAGCAGCCUGCUGAGCUCCACUGGUUUAUCCGGGGCCACCAACCCCAAAGAACUGGGAUGAAAGCAGAUGUGAGAGAGGAAAAGGAUCUGUUUUUGUUUUAUUUUCUACCAGGCCCAGCUCUUUGUGGGGGGAAUAAAAAAGAAGAAAAAUCGAGCUCCAAGCUGGUGCCCUGCCAAGCUUCCUCCCCUCCCUUCCUAGUCCAAGCACUCCACCGUCUGUGCAGACUGCAUAACAGCAAUUUCUGGAAACAGGCUGAAGAAUCUGGGCCAGUCCAGAGGCAGUGGAUUCCUGGUUUAUGUGUGGUGGGGUUUUUAGGAAUUUUAUUUUUCACCUUAAUUCUUUCAACAACUGCCAGCUGUUUGAAGCACAUCUGUAAUAAACAGCUUCUGUUUGUAAAAUGAGACUGAAGGUAUCCUCUCCAGAGAAAUUCCUGAAUCUUCUCUGUAGUUCAAUGCCUUCACUGACAGUUUGGCUCAAAAAGUACGAGUGUGGUAAAUAUUAAAGAAUGUUAAUACAAAUGUAAUGAAA